Messenger RNA from Lathyrus oleraceus (garden pea), 683 nucleotides. RefSeq lists its product as uncharacterized. The transcript is spliced from 3 exons. Bases 1 to 504 code for a protein of 167 amino acids. The record is from RefSeq and is a predicted model, not a curated record. Lineage: Eukaryota; Viridiplantae; Streptophyta; Magnoliopsida; Fabales; Fabaceae.
AUGCUGCUUUUCGCUUUUAUUAUUUACUACACUUCUACUCUUCUAUCAGUUGGUUAUCGAACGGGUGACCAACUUAACGGCAAAAGAAAUUAUACUUACACACAAGCUGUUAGAGCAUAUCUUGGUGGCUAUAAGGUCAAACUUUGUGGAAUUGUUCUUAUGCUGCGCCAAAGGCAUAUAGUGAACCGUUUGCAAAAUUCAACCGUAUCCGGUAAAAAUGAACUCUCAUAUGCAAAGCAGGUAGGUUUCUUUCGACCAAUAAUUGGCGGAUCUGUUACUUACAAUGAUCAACCAUAUUCCAAGUUCUUAAAAAGCAGCUUGUUCACAUAUGGUAUCUAUGAGCUAGGCUUGGAGAGUUUGGAUUCUACAUCAGCCUUGGGGAUUGUUCAAAUGCUACAUGACAUAGCUGUGGUUUGCAUCUAUCAGUUUAAGGGCAGAGUUGUUAAUGUUGGUUUCAAGCGCCUGGAGAAGAGUCUAAGGUAUAUUAUCAUGUUUUUUUAUUGAACUGCACAAUAUUUACCAUUUUUUUAUUAAAACUAUAUACAACUAACUAACUAGGACUAGGGGGACCAAGCCAGAGUAGUUGUAGAUACUAUGAGCAGAUUGAGUAGGGCUUCAAUGUUACUCACCUAAUUUUUUCAUGUGAUAGUGAAUCAUUAAUGUGUAAGGAUGCAGAAUAUUCA